Messenger RNA from Catharus ustulatus (Swainson's thrush), 727 nucleotides. RefSeq names its product chromosome 27 C2orf68 homolog (gene C27H2orf68). The record is from RefSeq and is a predicted model, not a curated record. NCBI's taxonomy places the organism in Eukaryota, Metazoa, Chordata, Aves, Passeriformes, Turdidae. Bases 82 to 630 code for a protein of 182 amino acids. The transcript is spliced from 4 exons.
UCUGCCGGCGCGCGCGCGCCGGGCCCGCGGGGCUCUUAAAGGCGCCGCGUCCCGGUACCGACCCCUGCCCCCGGUACCGGGAUGGAGACGGCGGCCACAACGGCGGCCCCGGGCUGGCGUUGCCGCCCGGGGGGACGGCUGGACAUGAGCCACGGCUUCGUGAGGCACAUCCGACGCAACCAGCUCGCCAGGGACGCGUACGACCGCGCGGUGCGGCAGGCGCGGGGCCGAGCGCGGACACGGCUGACCCCGGCCCCGGCGCGGCCCCGGCGGCCCGACCAGCAGGUGUACCGGCCGCACCGGGGCGGCGGUGAGCGGCACCGGGGGGCGGGGAGGGGCGACCCCGAGAGGUGGGACGGGGAGGGGAGGGGGCCCGGGGGCGACGCCAGCGCGGGCCCCCCCCCCGACAGCCGCGGGGCUCCCCCGGACUCCGCCCGCGGACCGCGGCUCUUCUGCCUCGAGUAUGAGGGGGACGACGGGCAGGUCACGGCCGUCAUCGUGCACCAGGGGGACAGCGCUGAGGAGGUGACACGCCGGGUGUGCGCCCGAAGCCCGCUGGAGCCUCCCCUGCGCAGGGCCCUGUGCCAGCGUGUACAGGACGAGCUCAGCAAGCGCCGGGGCACCGGGUGAUGCUGCCACACCCCCCGGACACUGCCACUCCCAUGGGACCGGUGCCACCCCGGGGUCUGCUGCCAUCCCCCCGGUGUCAAUAAAGGUGCUGCGAGGC